GGAUUAAGUGAGGAACAAAAAGAAUAUAUUAAUAAUUGUUUAGCACAAAAUACAAUUGACCUAAUUAACGAAGCAUUUGAAAACUUCUUUACCGAAGAAGAAAAUUUAUUACUACUGGAAAACAACGAAUAUGUAGCCAAAAGCCCGAAAGAAAUUGAAGAUAUUUAUCUGCCUCGCCUUAAACAAAAGGCCAUUGCUGAUAUAGAAAAAUUGGCUACUGAUAAUCCGGCUAAAUUGGCGGGGAAAACCUUAGAGAAUAUAUUAGGGAAUGACUGA
Funneliformis geosporum is the source of this 276-nucleotide messenger RNA. The record is from the annotation of a GenBank genome assembly. Lineage: Eukaryota; Fungi; Glomeromycota; Glomeromycetes; Glomerales; Glomeraceae.